AUGGGGGAUUGGAAUUUAUUAGGGAGUAUUUUAGAGGAGGUCCACAUUCAUUCCACUAUUGUGGGGAAGAUCUGGCUCACCAUCCUCUUCAUUUUCCGAAUGCUUGUGCUCGGGGUUGCGGCUGAGGACGUUUGGGAUGACGAGCAGAGUGAGUUUGUUUGCAACACAGAGCAACCUGGUUGCAAGAAUGUCUGCUACGACCAGGCUUUCCCCAUCUCUCUUAUCCGCUACUGGGUCCUGCAGAUCAUCUUUGUGUCCUCUCCGUCUCUGGUCUACAUGGGGCAUGCAUUGUACCGUUUGAGAACCCUUGAGAAGGAGAGGCACAAGAAGAAAGCCUUUCUGAAAGCUGAGCUGGAGGGGACAGACCCCAUCCAGGAGGACCAUAAGAGAAUCGAGCGAGAGCUCAGGAAACUAGAUGAACAGAAGAAAGUAAGGAAGGCUCCCCUCAGAGGCUCCCUCCUGCGCACAUAUGUUUUCCAUAUCUUAACCAGAUCUGUGGUGGAGGUGGGUUUCAUUAUAGGUCAGUGUGCUCUGUAUGGCAUUGGACUGUCUCCUUUGUACAAAUGUGAGCGGCUUCCUUGCCCCAACAGUGUCGACUGUUUUGUGUCCCGGCCAACUGAGAAGAACAUUUUCAUGGUUUUCAUGCUGGUUAUAGCUGGGGUUUCUUUAUUCCUCAACCUCCUGGAGAUUUUCCAUCUGGGGGUGAAGAAGAUUAAACAGAGCUUGUAUGGAUACAAAUAUGGAGAUGAUGACAGUGUGUACAGGUCAAAGAAAAACUCCAUGGUGCAGCAGGUUUGUGUGCUCACUAACUCCUCACCACAGAGGUUGAUACAGCUCACACAGAUGGCCUGCUCUGUUGUGUCUGAUGCUCGUGGUGAGAAUUUGGCCCCAGUGGCCCCUCAGAAUCAGGAAGCCUCUAACAGCUCCAACCAGCAGACGUACCUGCCGAGCCAUGUGGACAUCCAAGGCCUACAGCAGCUGGGGUCUGGGGAUCAGAGCUACGCUCUGGACUACAGAAAGCCCUCGUGCAGCAGUGAUGAGUCGAAUGGACCUCACGGCUCGGGCCAGCCGCAGUACGCAGGACCUCGACCCACACUGAUCGCCUGCCACAUGGAGAUCCCAGCGGCCCUGAGAAACCCGCAGAGGAAGCAGAGCAGAGUGAGUGUUUGUAAGGAGCUCAGUGACAUGAGUGAUUCUCCGGACAGUGACCACUUCCCAACUGCCAGGAAAUGCAGUUUUAUGUCCCGAGGACUGUCGGAGGGGAAGCUGGCCACUCCGUCUGACAGCGCAGAUUCUCAGAGUGGAACAGACGUCGAGGCCCAGCACCUCAACCAGGGAGAGAGUCCAGUGACGACCCCCCCGCCUCCAGCCGGCGGGAGGAGGAUGUCCAUGGUGAGAAAACAAAAUGUCAUGUUUUAUCUGGAGCCCCUAAAGCAAUGUCUCUUCUUGGCUAUCUGA
Messenger RNA from Micropterus salmoides (largemouth bass), 1458 nucleotides. It is a transcript of the gene gja10b, whose product is annotated as gap junction protein alpha 10 b. The record is from RefSeq and is a predicted model, not a curated record. Gene Ontology annotation, cellular component: connexin complex. NCBI's taxonomy places the organism in Eukaryota, Metazoa, Chordata, Actinopteri, Centrarchiformes, Centrarchidae. Bases 1 to 1458 code for a protein of 485 amino acids. The transcript has a single exon. Gene Ontology annotation, biological process: cell communication.